This is a messenger RNA of Humulus lupulus (European hop), 1167 nucleotides long. RefSeq lists its product as uncharacterized. Bases 1 to 1167 code for a protein of 388 amino acids. Lineage: Eukaryota; Viridiplantae; Streptophyta; Magnoliopsida; Rosales; Cannabaceae. The record is from RefSeq and is a predicted model, not a curated record. The transcript has a single exon.
AUGGCCAAACCAACCUUUAAAUUGGGAUUAUCCUUUCCUUCAGGAAAAAUGUUUAAGCAAGCAAUAAGGGAGUAUGCAAUAAAAAAUGGAAAGGAUAUAUGGUUUAAGAGGAAAGAUCCACAUAGAGCCAGGGCACAAUGUAAGGGUGUUAACUGGCCUUGGGUGUGUUUUGCAUCUAAGGUUGAUGACACUCCCACUUUUGUCAUCAAAACAUAUGAAGCUAAACACAAGUUCUCUAGGAAAAAUAAUAAUAGGUUUGCAACUUCCCAGUGGUUGAGUGACAAAUACUUGGAAGAGUUCAAGAUUAAUGAAAAGAAAGGUGUUUCCACAUUUAUGCACAAGGUUAGUAAGGACCAUGUGCUUGAAAUAUCAAGGGAUAAAGCCUAUAGAUCUUGGAUGAUUGCAAUAGAAAACAUUGAAGGGAGCUAUGAGGAACAAUAUGCUGCUCUUUGGGACUAUGCAGAGGAAAUUAAGUCAACUAAUAGGGGUUCAACAAUUGAGUUUCUGAAACAAAUGGCAGAAAAUAGGGUGCCAUGGUUUAAGAGGAUGUACAUAUGCUAUUAUGGGUUGAGAGAUGUUUUCAAUGGAGGAUGCAGACCCGUCAUUGGUUUAGAUGGGUGUCAUAUUAAAGGUGUACAUCCAGGACAGUUGCUAAGAGCAGUUGGUGUAGAUGGAAACAACCAAAUGUUUCUUGUUGCCUUUGCUGUGGUAGAAAUAGAAAAUAAAGACUCUUGGAGUUGGUUUGUGAACAUGUUGAGGAUAGACUUGAAAAUUGACAACUCUAACCACUGGACCUUUAUCACAAACAAACAAAAAGGAUUGGAACAAGCUUUGACGGGGAUGUGGGAAGAAGGGAUACCUGAAGCUGAGCAUAGACAUUGUGAUAAAUCAUUAAAAGACCUGCUAUGGAAGGCUGCUAGAGAAGUAACUAUUCGAAGGUUUGAAGCUGUUAUGGAAGAGAUUAGAAAGAUCAAUAAUGAAGCUUAUGAGUGGUUGAUUGCUGUAGGUCCAAAACAUUGGUCUAGAUCACACUUUAGGACUAACCCUAAAUGUGACAUUCUGUUGAAUAACAUGUGCGAGGCUUUUAAUGGGACAAAAUCAAUAUUGGCUACUAGAGACGGACCAAUAUUGUCAAUGCUAGAGCGACUUAGGAUGUACUUGAUGUAA